Molecule: messenger RNA, 1017 nt
Organism: Closterium sp. NIES-65
Lineage: Eukaryota; Viridiplantae; Streptophyta; Zygnematophyceae; Desmidiales; Closteriaceae
Source: the annotation of a GenBank genome assembly
AUGGCGCAAUGGACGCUCGCCGUCCGUCCCAGUGGCAAGCCCGUGACCACACUUACAACAGCCCGGCUUCAGCAAGAGCCUUCCUUCUCGAUUUCUGAAAAAUCAAGGGGGGACGCAGUGGCUGAUGGAGCGUUGGAUUCGGCCUGUGACCAUGGCGCCUCUCACGGCCGCUGGCUGUUGGAUGUCAGCACUGGAAAGUACAGGUGGGAGUUCCUCCCGUACGCCCCUCCCCUGCCUCCGCCGUCCCACUGGGUCUCCGCCUUGGCAUCACGUGGCAUAAGAGAGAUCAACUUCGUGGGCGACUCACACCAACGCUUCCUCAUGCUGCACCUUGCUUACCUCAUAAUACAUACCGUCAAUGACUCGCACGUGGACUAUCAUGGGGAUAUCUCCAUCUCUGUACCUGGCCCUGCCCCAGCCUAUGAUACAGCACCACGGGGAGAUGAUGUGGCAUUGGACGUCCGAAGGGGUCUUAGGGGGAGAGGUGGUAUGAAUCAGCAGCAAGAGCAGCAGAAGUGGCGGGAGUUUGGGGGACUGAAGCUGAAUUUCUAUUGGGUUGAUGGCAUAUACCAGAACGGGCAGUUUGGAUGCGAGCGAAGGGGCUUCUACUCAGGCAGGGAAGAUUCCUUCCCCAACAUCUCCAAAACGGCGGAUGUCACAAUCAUUGAUGCUGGCGCCUGGUCCGGCUUGCUAUGCCAGGAGCCUGAGAGGGCCUACAGUGUUCACCUGCCUGCGUUUCUCGAAUGGGCGAAUGGACAGAGGCGUAAAGCAGAGGAGCACCACCAGAGUGAGUAUGUGAAGCUACAAACGGCAGACCUUGACGUUGCUUAUUUGGCAACAGAUGGUGGUAGUGGGGAAGCCAAGCCUGGUCCGUCCCCCAGGGAGGGAAGGGGACCAAGGGUCCCCGUGUGGCCUGAGAGCCGUCCCCCAGGGGGGGAAGGGGACCGAGGGUCCCCGUGUGGCCUGAGAGCCGUCCCCCAGGGGGGGAAGGGGACCGAGGGUCCCCGUGUGGCCUGA